AUGUCCAAUCUACCACCGAUCGUUUGUGAUACCGGAUCAAGUAUGAUUAAAUGCGGCCUAUGCACUUCCGAGACCCCCAGUGUCCAGCUACCCGCUGCUGUAGCUCGACGCACUUUGGGAAUCGACGGACUGUUCUUCGAUGCUGAGGAAAGUGACGAUGAGGAGAAUUUCAACAACACCAACACCACUACUAGGAAGCGGCAGUUGAACCACUCACCCUCAGCCUCCUCGGCUUCCACGGCCUUUCGAGGCUCAACUUUGGUCGGUUACGAGGCCUUGGCUGCAGCUGAUCAAUCUGGGGUUAAUGCCAAUUACCCUCUUAUUAACGGUAUUGUCACCGACUGGGAGGACAUGCUCCUAGUGUGGGACUACGCUUUCAAAGAGCUCGUCCAGGGAGGACACCGACGGGCAUCAUCAUCGAAGCGGAUGAAGCUGGAGGAGGGCAGGCCGGUUCCUAUGUGUGUUGGUGAGGAUGCCGAGGAGUGGUUGGAGGAGUUGAAGGGUCGGAAAAUUGUCCAAACGGAAGCCGCGUGUAACCCUACCCAAAAUCGAGAGAGGAUCCUUACUGAGAUGUUCGAACGAUAUUCUUUCGAGUGCGUCAACGUCUCAGUUCAGGCCGUCUUGUCCCUCCUAGCAACUGGCCAGCGGAUCGGCAUGGUCGUCGACUCGGGUGAUGGUGUAACCCACGUAGUCCCAGUCUACGAAGGCUUCGUGUUGCAACCGUGUGUGAAAAGGAUGGCAAUAGCAGGAAGGACCAUAACGCGCCAGUUGGCUUAUCUCGUUACGCACACUUCGGGGAAUCGUGUCAAGGGGUUAAAGCAUCUCAAUACGAUGCGUGAAUGGAAAGAAGACCACUGCUUCGUCUCUGAGGACCCCUCUAGUAGUAAAGCUGAGGCCAGGAAAAAUAAGCUCAACCGUUUCGUCCACUUACCCGACGGCACUGAAGUGGCCAUCGGUGCGGAGCGGUAUCUUGCUCCAGAAAUUCUAUUCACGCCGGCAUAUGCUGUUGAUGAAGUGUUCAAGGACCAACCGGGGCUGCAAGGGACGCUGAUAGAGGCGAUCGACUCGUCGCCACUGGACAUCCGAGAAUCGCUACAGCAGUCAGUACUGCUAUCUGGUGGCAACACCCUACUAGAAGGAUUCGGUCGUCGCUUGAAGGGUGAGCUCAGCAAGGUGUANNNNACCCACUGCCUCACAGCCACCGACGACUGCAGUUUACUACUGUCCGAAAUAUACUAG
Perkinsus marinus ATCC 50983 is the source of this 1239-nucleotide messenger RNA. RefSeq names its product actin, putative. Gene Ontology annotation, molecular function: actin filament binding. The transcript is spliced from 12 exons. The coding region runs from base 1 to 1239 and encodes 412 amino acids. The record is from RefSeq and is a predicted model, not a curated record. Gene Ontology annotation, biological process: Arp2/3 complex-mediated actin nucleation. Gene Ontology annotation, cellular component: actin cortical patch; Arp2/3 protein complex. Lineage: Eukaryota; Perkinsozoa; Perkinsida; Perkinsidae.